Alnus glutinosa is the source of this 1754-nucleotide messenger RNA. Its product is annotated as 3,9-dihydroxypterocarpan 6A-monooxygenase-like. The transcript has 3 exons. Gene Ontology annotation, molecular function: iron ion binding; heme binding; oxidoreductase activity, acting on paired donors, with incorporation or reduction of molecular oxygen, NAD(P)H as one donor, and incorporation of one atom of oxygen. The coding region runs from base 41 to 1579 and encodes 512 amino acids. The record is from RefSeq and is a predicted model, not a curated record. NCBI's taxonomy places the organism in Eukaryota, Viridiplantae, Streptophyta, Magnoliopsida, Fagales, Betulaceae. Gene Ontology annotation, cellular component: membrane.
CAAGUUCAUAUCAUUCUCCGAUCAUACAGAGCACAAAACCAUGGCGACUACUAGCAGUGACAUACUGUACUACUUCCUGUUUUUCACUUGGUCCAUCACUGCUCUCCUUGUCCACUCAUUCAUCAAAUCUUGCCUUAAACCACGGCCAGUGAUCCAAAGCCCUCCGAGCCCGCCAGCCCUACCCAUCAUCGGCCACCUCCACCUAAUCGGCUCAGUCCUGCCCAAGUCCUUCCAAAACCUUGCCCUCCGCUACGGCCCGCUCAUGCAGAUCCGCAUGGGCGCCUCAACGUGCGUUGUAGUUUCCAACGCUGCUGUUGCCAAAGAAAUAUUCAAAACCCAAGAUCUCAAUUUCUCUUCUCGGCCGGAAUUCGGCUCCUCCGAGUACUUCAUGUACAGGGGUUCCCGGUUUGUCAUGGCCCAGUACGGCGACUACUGGCGAUUCAUGAAGAAGCUCUGCAUGACUAGGCUCCUCGCAGUCCCGCAACUCGACCACACCGUUGAUAUCCGCGAGCAAGAGGUUGCGAAGCUUGUGGAAAGGAUAACGCAGAGUUGGAGGGAAGGAAAGGCAUGCGAUUUGAGCAGCGAGCUGACGACGUUGACGAACAACACAGUUUGUAGAAUGGCAAUGAGCACGCGGUGCUCCGGGAGUGAGAAUGAGGCUGAAGAGAUACAUGAGUUGGUUAAAACGUGUUUGGAGCUGGCAGGGAAGUUAAGUGUCGGGGAUGUAUUGGGUCCUCUUAAGAUGUUUGAUUUCUCUGGAAAUGGGAAAAAGCUUGUGUCGGCGUUGCAGCGGUUUGAUCGGUUGGUGGAGAGGAUCAUGAAGGAACAUGAAGCAAAGGUGAUCGUAGACGGUGGAGUAGGAGACCAAAAGAAUGAUCUGAUGGAUAUAUUGUUGGAGACAUAUAGAGACCCAAGUGCUGAAGUUAAGCUAUCUAGAAAAGACAUCAAGUCCUUCUUGCUUGAUGUUUUCAUGGCGGGCACGGAUACGUCAUCAGCAGCCAUGCAAUGGGCCAUGGGAGAGUUGAUGAACCAUCCACAGGCAUUCAAGAAGCUUAGGGAUGAGAUCAAUUCGGUGGUGGGGCCGAACAGGCUAGUCAAAGAAUCAGACAUGCCAAAUCUCCCUUAUUUACGAGCGGUCAUCAAGGAAACCCUGAGACUCCACCCUUCGGCGCCUUUAAUCAUCAGGGAAUGCGCUGAAGAUUGCACGGUUAACGGCUCCGUUGUGAAGGCUAAAACCCGGGUGCUUGUUAACGUCUAUACCAUCAUGAGGGACCCGGAUUCAUGGGCGGAUCCCGACGAGUUCGUACCGGAGAGGUUUUUGGAAAGCUCGGAGGAGAGAGUCGGCGAGCAUCAGAUGGAAUUUAAGGGCCAGAAUUUUCGUUACCUUCCAUUUGGUAGUGGAAGGAGAGGAUGCCCUGGUGCAUCCCUUGCUAUGUUGGUGAUGCACCCGGCGAUCGGAGCCUUAGUCCAAAGCUUUGACUGGAAAGGGACGGAUGGGGAGAAGAUUGAUUUAAGGCAAGGGUCAGGAUUUGCUGCUGAAAUGGCAAAACCACUUGUUUGUUUCCCUAUUCCAACUUAAUCAUCCCAUCAAAACUACUUGGUGUUUGGAUUAUAUAAUGAAUUCGUGCAAGCUAGGUCUAAUAUAUAGGGUUUGUGUUUGAUUACAUCUAUUUUAAGCUUAAGUAUGUACCUCUUUGUAAGAAAUAUGUCUUAUUUAUGCAUGGUUGAUUGGCAUGUUAUGACACUUGUAUCAA